Molecule: messenger RNA, 1475 nt
Organism: Rubroshorea leprosula
Lineage: Eukaryota; Viridiplantae; Streptophyta; Magnoliopsida; Malvales; Dipterocarpaceae
Source: the annotation of a GenBank genome assembly
CCGAAAAAAGGAUAAGUUGUUUGUUUCAUUUCAUGCUGCCUGUUCACUCAAUUUAUGUACAGAAGCUCUCUCUUCAUCCAUGGCUUCCCUCUGUAACUCGAUUUCUUUCACUUCUAUUGCUAAAUCAAGUUAUCCAAACAGACCCUUACUUUUCCCUCCAAAGUUCUUGAACACCUUCCAGUUUGCUCGCUCCAUCCCUGCAAUUCGGAGCUCCAAAACCGGAGCCACGAACUCCACAACUUUCCAACAAGAAGACCAUAAGACGAAUGAUGAAUCAAUGAGCAUUGAUAUCCUCCAUCGAUUCUUCAACCUCAAUUUGGGCAAAUGGACUGGUUCUUUUCACCAAUUUGAUGUUGACGGGAGGUUAUUGCAAAAGGUGAAUACAAAGCUUUCGGUGAGCUCUUAUGGAGAAGAUGAACUCAUCAGCCUUAUUCAAUCGUUGUACAUUGAACAGCCUCCCUCAAGCACAUCUAUUUCUGGGCAAGGUGAGGAGCCUGAAUGGGUAGAGUACAAAAUCAAAGAAACAAACAUGUUCACUGUAGACAAGUACCAACAGAUUGCCUUUUUCCCCAAUGAGAAAGCUUUUUCCUUAAGGUAUCAAACAGCUGGCAUGUUGGAAACUGUGCUAAGGCAAGGAGUGCUGGGAGAGGAUGACACAGGAGAAGAGUCACCAAAAAAUCUCAAGCUUCCCUCUCGUCAGCCCUCUAUUGUAUGUGAGAAUUGCCUAUAUUCAAUGGAGAAAGAUAGACGAGUCAGAGCAUUUCAUAUUAUGGAUCCAAAAGGCUUUUUAGAGAUGCUUCUCAUAUUCCUUGAGGAGAGAGGUGAUGGGUUUAUUUCUCAUCCAUCACUUGGAAGUGAUAUGGAUAGCAAGGGCAGAAUUUCACAAUUUCUUGGCAAGUGGAAAGGUCAUUCUGUAACAAAGCGCAGUGGUGUAUAUGGAGCCACAAUUGCUGAAGCUGAUACAGUUGCUUCACUUGAAAUGGAUGAUAAGGGACAGUUGAUCCAGGAUAUUACUUCCACGUCUGAUGUAUGUGAUGUUACCACUAAUGUGCAUUGGAUGGGUACAAUGUCAAAUGACUUGGUCUUGUUUGAUGGAGGAUACCAAAUGACAUUAUUACCAGGGGGCAUGUAUAUGGGAUGUCCCACUGAUAUUGCAAAGAUCAUAGCUGAAUCCAAGGCAUUCCAUUUAGAGUUAUGUUGGCUUGAGGCACCUGGCAAAAGACAGAGACUGGUUCGAACUUAUGAUGCAGAAGGGUUGGCUGUCUCAUCAACUUAUUUUACUGAAGUUAAAGUGUGAGUUCUUCUGCACCACUACAGCUGUGUCUCCCAUCUGAAUGUAUGUAUAAUCCCUGUCUUUCCCAGAUUCCUAAUGGUCUAGCCAAAGAUUUUGGUUCAACAUGAGCAGCAUCUAGGAAAAGGUCCACUUUUAUUGUAUUUGUAAAAUUCUUAAUGUCUAAUAAUUCUUUACAAAUUAC